AAACUCCUCCAAGCUUCAAAUCCGGCCGGAAUAUUCCAUCCUGCGCGGCGGCUUCACAGCCAUCAAUAUCCCGUCGUCGAGGUCAUUUAAGUUCCGAUAUCGUCAAUAGAUUUCGAAUUCAUGAGCCUGGCUCGUAUCGGAGCCCUAAUUAGAAGCUUGGCGAGGUAUUCCCUCCAAAAAGGUGCCUCUUUCUCUUCAUAUGCAGUUCCGAACCCUAGAUUCUCGAAUUCCUUGUUCGAUGGCACCGAAGAAGGCAGCGCUGUUUACCAAACCAAGCUCAAGACCCAGCGCCCCACCACGAUCAAGCGGUGGUCUCGGCCGGAUAACUCCGUUAGCUUCAUUGGAACGGUUGUGUGGCCUCUCAGCGUUCAUCGGACCAACAACGGUAGACUCGCGGUUAAAACGCUCUUGAACGUGAAAAACCCUCGUGAAUCCAAUAGUACGCUUAGCAUAAACCUGGUCAUGAGGGAAGAGAUGGCAGAAAUGUGUAUUCAGCAUCUGAAGCAGAAUGAUUUUAUAUAUGUCUCUGGGCAUUUACAGACCUACACAAAGCCUGUUGAGGAUGGGAAGCUUGGGAUAUAUUAUCAGGUAGAUGUAAAAGAGUUGAAUUAUGUUAAACAUCAUGGUCAAAGGGAUGCCUCAGAGAAAUCAAAGGAUUUGGAAAUACAAGGAGGUGAAGAUAGGAUGGAGAAGUACAGGAACAAACUCCACUUGUGGCAAGUAUUCUUGCACAAUCCAUCUGAAUGGUGGGAUAAUAGGAAAAAUAAGAGAAGUCCACAACAACCAGAUUUCAAGCAUAAGGAUACCGGUGAAUCUCUUUGGCUAAGUCCAAAUGAUCCUCCUUGGGUUAAAAGGCAACUUGAAUUGCUUGAUUCAAGAAUGGGAGAAGGCCUAGGCAAACAAGUAAGAUCUCAUUCUCGCGUUUCCACGUGGGUGUAUGAUGAGUAGAUAUAAAUCUGCAGGCAUUAAAGAAGAGUGGUUGUGUUAGUGGAGGUUUACUGCUUGGGCAGCCACUAAUUGAAGCAAACCAUAUUUUGGAAGUACAGGCCUAAUACAAAGUAAGAUUCUUACCCAUUGUUUUCAAUUGAAGGAACCUAACCAAUGAAAACGACAGGAUUUGUAAAGAAAGGUUUUAAGCCUUUAAGGACAGAUUAUAAUAAUGUGAAGCUCAAUUCCAACUAGAACUACAGUGCUUUUCGAUACUGUACAACGUUUUACCACUAUAUAACGUUAUUUUCAUGAA
Messenger RNA from Rubroshorea leprosula, 1243 nucleotides. The record is from the annotation of a GenBank genome assembly. Lineage: Eukaryota; Viridiplantae; Streptophyta; Magnoliopsida; Malvales; Dipterocarpaceae.